AUGGCGACGUCAAUCGCCUCACAACUGCAGGCAAUCAGGUCAAUUGUCAAAGCCGACACAGACCCUCUCAAAAGACCGUUUACCCGUCCCUCCAUCCUGUUUGACGCCAAAGAAGCAGCUGAUAUUGACCUUGAUACUCUCUUUAACCUUGCCCUUUCAGGUGGUGUUGCAACUGGAUUCAAGAAACCUGAAGAAAUGGAAUUUGAAACAAGAUUGUACAUAAGCAAAGGGAAAAGAGUUGUUCAUGUGAAUUGGAUUCAAUUCUCUCGAUCUUUGCUGAAUCAUGAUGAUGUGUUUAUCUUGGAUACUAAAGAGAAGAUCUUUCAAUUCAAUGGAGCAAACUCAAACAUUCAAGAAAGAGCUAAAUCUCUAGAGGUCAUUCAGUAUUUAAAGGAAACUUAUCAUGAGGGAACAUGCAAUGUUGCAAUUGUUGAUGACGGAAAACUACAAGCAGAAGGUGAUUCAGGUGAAUUCUGGGUUAUUUUUGGAGGGUUUGCUCCUAUUGGCAAGAAGGUUCUUGGUGAUGAUGAUAUAGUUCUAGACAGGACACCUGGCAAACUUUUUAACAUUGGUGGAUCAGAGGUGAAGGAUGAAAUUACAAGAUUUACGAAAUCGACCCUGGAAAACGACAAAUGUUAUCUAAUGGACUGUGGGGCGGAGGUUUUUGUGUGGGUUGGUAGAGCAACACAAGUUGAUGGUAGAAAAGCUGCCAUGCAGGGUGCUGAGAUAGGAUUUGGUUAUGAGACGGUUGAAUUCAAGACUAAUUUUGAGUCAUGGCCAUCAGCAGCUGCACCUCAAGCAGAGAAUAGAGGAAAAGUAACAGCGCUGCUGAAGCAACAACGUACAUUUUCAGGAUGCAUGCAGGCCUUGCCGACUUCAAAUGAGAUGGCGCGGGUGGAUACUUGUUGCGUCAAUCAUGAGUUGUCACCAGUUAUUGCAGAUUUUGACAACACAUUGACAAAGUUUUGGGUUGAUGGAUUUAAAGGACACUCUAGUCAUACCCUCCUGCAACAGGAGAAUCCUGAGUACAAUGCUAAGAGAGAUGAGUUAUUCAACUACUAUCAUCCUUUAGAAUUUGACCCUGAAAUUCCAAUUGAUGAAAAAACAAAGCUCAUGGAAGAGUGGUGGGGAAAGACCCUGUGGAAUAAGAAACUCUGUGGUCUCCUUAUUGAAGGUGGCCUUACAUAUGAUGCAAUAAGAAACUCUGUGGCUGGUGCCAUGAUUGCUUUCAGAAAAGGUGAGAGAGAUGUCCCAAUUCUUAUAUUUUCUGCAGGUCUAGCAGAUAUUAUUGAGGAGGUUCUUCGCCAGAAACUUCAUAGAACUUUCAAAAAUGUUAAGAUUGUAUCAAACCGGAUGAAAUUUGACCAGAAUGGUAACCUAGUAGCUUUUACAGGGAAGUUGAUUCAUAGUUUGAAUAAGAAUGAGCAUGCUCUUGAUAUGGCUGCUUCUUUUCAUGAUAACUUGGUGAAAUUGAUGAGCAUGUGA
Molecule: messenger RNA, 1485 nt
Organism: Lactuca virosa
Lineage: Eukaryota; Viridiplantae; Streptophyta; Magnoliopsida; Asterales; Asteraceae
Source: the annotation of a GenBank genome assembly